GGUGCCCCAUGCCGCCCGGCGGGACGGGGCCAGCCCCGGGGGGACCCCUCGGUGACACCCCCCGGAGCCCCUGCCGCUGUCCCCCGGGCCGUGCCCGCAGGAGGAGCCGCGCUCUCCGCCCCGGGAGGAUCGCUGCGAGCCCCCGUGCAGGCAGGUGAUCCGUCUGCCUUUUCUGGUUACCCUGCUCCCCACCUCCCCCGCCUUUCUUCCCCCCGGCUGGACAACUCCCUCCUUUGGAGAACACGCCCAGGUAUCUGAAGAAGAGAGAAAGGGAGGAAAAAAAGGGAGAGAGAGAGAGAGAGAGAGAGAGAGGAAGAUAGUUGACAUUGAACCCGGGGGGAGCGCCCGGAGCCGCUGGCGCUCGGGAGGAUCCCGUAGCCCAUCCACUGCCAGCAAGGAGAGCGCGACGUGUGACAGGCACAGACACCGGCAGAGAGGGGAGCGGCGAGGCCGAGCGGAGCCCCCGGCCAUGGUGAGUGCCCGCGGGGGCUCACCGGAGGGCAGCGGCCGGGGGCUGCCCGGGGCCGCGCUGCCCUGACCGCGGGGGCUGCCCCGACCGCGGGGGCUGCCCCUCGGGCCCCCUGCCCUCACCCCCGGCGGCACCGUUUCACAUGUUGGGCUGAGACACGGCAAGCAAGGAAUAUGAACAGGAAAACAAGGCGCUGGAUCUUCCACAUCUUCCUGAGCCUGGGGAUUGUGUAUAUCAAGAUCGGGGGAUUUUCCUCGGUGGUGGCCCUGGGAGCCAGCAUCAUCUGUAACAAGAUCCCGGGCCUCGCCCCCCGGCAGCGGGCCAUCUGCCAGAGCAGGCCCGACGCUAUCAUCGUCAUCGGGGAAGGGUCCCAGAUGGGCAUCAACGAGUGCCAGUUCCAGUUCCGCAACGGGCGCUGGAACUGCUCUGCCCUGGGAGAGAGGACUGUCUUCGGGAAGGAGCUGAAAGUGGGUAGCAGGGAAGCAGCGUUCACCUACGCCAUCAUCGCCGCCGGCGUCGCGCACGCCAUCACGGCCGCCUGCACGCAGGGCAACCUGAGCGACUGUGGCUGUGACAAGGAAAAACAGGGACAGUACCACAAGGAGGAAGGGUGGAAGUGGGGAGGCUGCUCAGCUGACAUCAGAUACGGGAUAGGAUUCGCCAAAGUGUUUGUGGACGCGCGGGAGAUCAAGCAGAACGCACGGACGCUCAUGAACCUGCACAACAACGAGGCCGGGAGGAAGAUUCUGGAAGAAAACAUGAAGUUAGAGUGCAAGUGCCACGGGGUGUCGGGAUCCUGUACCACUAAAACAUGCUGGACAACCCUGCCUAAAUUCAGGGAGCUGGGCUACAUCCUCAAGGACAAAUACAACGAGGCCGUUCAGGUCGAGCCGGUGCGGGCGAGUCGCAACAAGCGCCCGACCUUCCUCAAAAUAAAGAAGCCCCUUUCCUACCGCAAACCCAUGGAUACAGACCUGGUGUACAUAGAGAAAUCUCCCAAUUAUUGUGAAGAAGACCCUGUCACGGGCAGCGUGGGGACGCAGGGGAGGAUGUGCAACAAGACAGCCCAGCAGUCCAACGGCUGCGACCUGAUGUGCUGUGGCCGCGGCUACAACACGCACCAGUACUCGCGGGUCUGGCAGUGCAACUGCAAGUUCCACUGGUGCUGCUACGUGAAAUGCAACACGUGCAGCGAGAGAACAGAGGUUUACACCUGUAAGUGACACCUCCCUGCCCACCAACACAUUUGCACAUGCACUCAACAUGCCUACAGACGGCUGUAGGGAAGACCUGCUCUCCCAGAGGACGCGCUGGCGAGUGGAGCCCUCUCUUUUCUCCUCAUGUUUCACUGCUCCCGUGGAUGCACGCUGCAGACUCUUGUGAAAGUCAGGCAAGAAGCAAAAAGAAACCAACCCCGCCCCGAGCCACCUGACACACAAUACAGAGAGAAAAGGAUCAUCUUGGUUAAUCUGCACCUCUAAAGCAAGAAGCAUUGACUGCCUAGUGAAGAGACACCAGCCAGAGAGACAUCUCUGAGCCUGGCAGCGAACUCUUGCUUUGCGAAAGAGAUGGUCAAGAACUUCAGUGUCUAAGGAGCAGGGAGGGGUAGGGGAGGAAAUUUCACCCAAGGGCUUUGCCAGGCUGGGAUGGACAGUGCCCCAGCACGAGUUGCCUGUGGGAGUGUGGGGAUGACACAGAUCUGGGCUCCUACACCUGUGAGAACCUUCUGCUGGUCUUGCCCAUCCUGCCACCGCUGGCUGCAGCGAGUCGAACUGCUGAUGUUUUCUGUGGACACUGCUUGAUCUGCCUGGUUUGUGUGUGUGCUGCAGAGCUGAGCACAGGGACUCGGGACACUUGGGCAUAAGAAUAGCAAUAUUUAACAAUUUAUUCAGAUAAAACUAAUAUUAAUUUAUUUAAUUAAAAAGAACUCUGACCGACAUUUUGGGAACUAUUCUGCAAUUAAAGUAGAUAGCUGGCUUUGUGGAAUAAUUUUGUAGAAACAGCAAGGGAAAACUGGAGCUGUAUAUAUUAUUCUUAACUAGGAUAUUUCUAUUAGUUGGACUUGCAGGAUAUGUUCUACAGUACUAGAUGUUUAAAUACAAAAGCUGGCAUCUUUAUAUAUAUAUAUAUGUACAUACACAAACACACACUGUUGGUUUUGUUUGGGGUUUUUUUUUUGUUGUUGUUGCUUUUUGGGGUUGUUUUUUUGUUUGUUUUUGUUUGUUUGUUUGUUGUUUUUGUGGUUUUUUUCCACCUGUUUGCUGCUAGUUGUCUGGAACAGAAGUCACAUGGUAGGGGUUACAAAUCUUUACCAGGUUGUUGGUUUUUUUUUCUUCUUCUUCCAUUAAAGACAGAAGCAUUAAUAAAAUCCUGUUUGGAAUAUGCCUAAAAAUAAGAAAAUCCAGACAAACUUCCAUCUUUUGGAAAAAUCAACCAUAGGAUAAGAGAGUAUAUUUUGUAAGAGACUAUUUUUAUAUAAAUAUUUUAUUUAUACUACGUCUGCUUGUUCAACCUGUACUUUUUCUCAAAACAGGCAUACAAUUUGUAAUUCUUAGGCUAUUUAACAGAGAAAGGCUAAUUAGUUUGUGGACACAGCAGCAGCAAGCUGGGUACAUUCAGCUGCCACUGGUGGAUGUGUCCGAAAGCAGAAUGAACUUUCUCUCCGGAUGUGUGUACAAACUGGCUCUUUUUUCUGCAGCUCCAUCUGCAGAAUAUGCAAAACAAGAGCAGGGUAUGUAGCAUCGAUUUUGUCACAUGGCUUGAAUUCAUGAUUGGUAUUAACUGGAUGCUCAUUUAUCCCAUUCAAGAAAAAGAAAAAAAUAAUAAUCCGAAUUAGCUUCCCACAUGCGUCAGUCAUUAAACUGUGGUGUUAUGACCAGCAAAUGUGCUGUGUGUGCUGUCAGUUAAACCUCUACAUUGUGCUACUGUCAACUUGGAUUUUAGUCAGUGGAAGCCUGUAGACUAUGACUGUAAAAACUAGCAUGACACACAUCGUCUGCUUCUCAUAGAUAGGACACAAAGCUUACUUUUUGUCCAGCUCUUUUUGGCAUUUACAUUCUUUCCCCCCAAAAGGCCAGAGAGCUCAAAAAUUCAGGAAAAAAACAACAUCUAGGCAAAUUUAAAGACUGUUUUUCAGAGACAGUUGUUUUUUCAGAGCCCAGCUAAGCCAUUUUGUGCUCCCUUUAUGGUAUUUCCUUUUUAUCACUGCUAAUUUCUUCAGAUAUUGGAGUGGUGAAUAAUAUUCUGUUUUUAGAAUCAUUCUGUUCCUCCUGUUUGACUCAUUUGUGACCGAGAAAAGAAAUAAUCAAAUUGUGUAUUGUUUUUCCUUGGGUAAAAACCAUGGCCCAGUGCUACUGAUGAUCCUGCGUGUUGUCUGGGAGAGAUCAGAUUAAUUCCUUCUUCCAGACUAGAGGAUCUCAUGCCCUUCACAAGGCUGAGAGGGGCAGCAGUGCAGGGACUGAGCCACCGUCCAGCCUGACUCCUGGAGGUGACAGCAACUGCUACAAGGAGAUGAUGAUCCAGAUACACCUUGUGCCCAUUGAUCUUUCUGAGGCAAAACCCCCACCUAAGACUGCAAAAACAGGGAAAGUGUUCCGAGAAGAAGUGAAGUUGUUCAUUUUUUCAGCUUGUGACAGUUUUUCAGCUUGCAAAGUUCGGCUGUAGCACCCAGGCCUUUCAGAACCUGCCUGAUUGUGGCCUGGUUGGUUUCUUUUUAACUCACUACUUGUACAGAUGUUAUUCAUGUAGGGACACAAGCCCGUGCAGUUCCUUGUCCUAGCCAUGUGAAAUCAGGAUGAAACACACCAUUUCUUUGCAGAGCUGCCACUUGACACAAAGUAGAAUUCUGAUGCCAUUCAGACACCAGCACGAGAUUGCAAAGCAAAAGGAUUAACUUACUUUACUCCCUACCUUAUGACUUGUUAAUAUAAAGCAAUAGAAAAGAAAUUCCUGGGGGGUAAUUCAGUCACUGCUUUUAGUUCUUCCAAAUUCCACAUGUCAAGAAUUGAUAAGACUUAAAAUGAAGUGGAAGUAUAUACAGCAUGGAUGUUAAUUACAACACUAUAAUAUGGUUAAAUAAUUCAGAGCUAGCAUUUAAUUUUGGAAUCUUUCUUCCUUCCCCCAGUUUGUAUUGUUUUUUUUACUUAGUGGCUACCAUAUCAUAGUCAAAAGUGUGUUUUCUUCACUGAUUAGAGUUAUUUUACAAACUAUUACUUCUGCAGCAUGUUUUGACCAUAGAAAAGUGAUCUGUAAAACUCCUGCUUCCUGUAUAUUUCAGUAUGCAGUGAUGUGCAAUGUACAGCUAGCAGAUUAAUUACUGAAGGACAAAUAUCAUUAAACAGUUUUACUCACAAUAAUAAAGAACUGGAUGCACAACUAAAUGAAUUUGGUGCAGAUUUUCCCUUUGGGUGACAAUAUUGCUGGUGAUCAGUGCAUUAACGAGAGAAAAUGUCGAUUUGGUUGACAACCGGACUAUCAGUUUGGGAACUAGGAACUAAAAAGCAAGGAAAAGCAAAUGCUGCAUUCAACUGGAAAGUAUUUGGAGAUUUGGCUGUGUCAUCUCAGAUAGGAGAAGUCUGGCCCAUCCGAUUCCACUGCGAGUCUGGAGUUAAUUGGUCAUUCUCUAAAUGGGCUUGAAUGGCAGGAAGAAUAAACAGGAGCAGGAGAAAAGAUUUACGAUUUGGUAGAUAUUCCUCCCCCCGACAACAGUUUGUUCUUUGUCCUCAGGGAUAGAAGAGCUCUGUUUUGACUUGGUGAGGAACCACACAAUGGCAGUGAAAUGCACACAACUGCAGAACAAUGCAGGGCUCAAAAGAAAAUACAUCUUUUCAUCUCCGCUAACCAAGGGAAGCGCUCGAUUGCUGCCCACGUUAAUAACCUGGCUGAGGCUUUUAAAGAAAACACACAUUCAAGGAGCAGGAAGAGUGAGAGAACAAGCAUAAUUGCAAGUUGGGAAGCUGAUAUUUCUGAAGUCUCACUUCCUUAUUUGACAGCAGAACAGGGUGGUUCAUGGGGAUGAAGCAGUUCUGCCCUGGGAUUCCUUGGCGAGUUUUAAGGAUGUUACCUCUUGGCCUGUUCAAAAGGACAAUGAACCUGAAGAUAAUUAGCUUGAAUACUCCAAGUACUAUAUGAAACAUGAAUCAGUGGAUGAUUAAGUUUUCUUUGCCAUGUAUGCACAAACCUAAUGGAGAUUUGUCUUUGAACAGUGCAAAUUAAACUGAAAAUGUCCUUAAAA
This is a messenger RNA of Apus apus (common swift), 5702 nucleotides long. RefSeq names its product Wnt family member 7A (gene WNT7A). The transcript has 4 exons. NCBI's taxonomy places the organism in Eukaryota, Metazoa, Chordata, Aves, Apodiformes, Apodidae. Bases 643 to 1692 code for a protein of 349 amino acids. The record is from RefSeq and is a predicted model, not a curated record. Gene Ontology annotation, cellular component: extracellular region. Gene Ontology annotation, molecular function: cytokine activity; frizzled binding. Gene Ontology annotation, biological process: multicellular organism development; positive regulation of JNK cascade; cell fate commitment.